This is a messenger RNA of Nycticebus coucang (slow loris), 2706 nucleotides long. It is a transcript of the gene MX1, whose product is annotated as MX dynamin like GTPase 1. Gene Ontology annotation, molecular function: GTP binding; GTPase activity; microtubule binding. NCBI's taxonomy places the organism in Eukaryota, Metazoa, Chordata, Mammalia, Primates, Lorisidae. The transcript has 16 exons. Bases 283 to 2277 code for a protein of 664 amino acids. Gene Ontology annotation, cellular component: membrane; cytoplasm; nucleus. The record is from RefSeq and is a predicted model, not a curated record. Gene Ontology annotation, biological process: defense response to virus.
AGGCGGAGCCCUGCGUCCCAUAAAGCCGCAGAGAGCGACGGUUCCACCUCGGCUCAGCGUAGAGACCGCUUUGGACUGCCACUGCCAGCCGGCAUCUGUCAGCCGCCAAGGUGCACGCACCUCGGGUUUCUUUCCUAUCUUGCCCUCUGCUGCCACCUCCAGACACCCAGCUCAGCGGAGUUUGGAGGUUCAGGAGAACAGCUCCCCAUUUCCACCCAACUUGUUGACACUACAUCUUCAAAAAACAAGCACUUAUUGGAGCUGAACUUAUAAAGAAAGAAGAUGGUUCUUUCUCAAGUGGGAACUGCAGAACCUGAUUCAUCCUCUGCAGCCUCCCUGCUGUUACUAAAUGGAGAUAUUAAUAUGGCUGAGAAAAAUCAGGCCUCGGGUGCUGAGAAUAACCUGUGCAACCAGUAUGAGGAGAAGGUGCGGCCCUGCAUCGACCUCAUUGACUCCCUGCGCACCCUGGGUGUGGAGCAGGACCUGGCCCUGCCAGCCAUUGCUGUCAUCGGGGACCAGAGCUCCGGCAAGAGCUCCGUGCUGGAGGCGCUGUCGGGAGUCUCCCUUCCUAGAGGCACUGGAAUUGUGACAAGAUGUCCUCUGGUGCUGAAACUGAAAAAGCUUGUGGAUAAAGAUGAGUGGACGGGCAAAGUCAGUUACCAGGACUUAGAGAUCGAGAUUUCAGAUGCUUCAGAGGUGGAAAAGGAAAUCAAUAAAGCCCAGAACGUCAUUGCUGGGGAAGGGAUGGGAAUCAGUCACGAGCUAAUCAGCCUGGAGAUCAGCUCCCCCCACGUCCCAGAUCUGACUCUCAUAGACCUUCCCGGCAUAACCAGGGUGGCCAUGGGCAAUCAGCCUGCCGACAUUGGGCGCCAGAUCAAAGCUCUCAUCAAGAAGUACAUCACCAAGCAGGAGACCAUCAACUUGGUGGUGGUCCCCAGUAAUGUGGACAUCGCCACCACAGAGGCGCUGAGCAUGGCUCAGGAGGUGGACCCAGAGGGGGAUAGGACUAUAGGAAUCUUGACAAAGCCUGAUCUGGUAGACAAAGGCACAGAAGAUAAGGUUGUUGACGUGGUACGAAACCUCGUGUGCCACCUGAAGAAGGGCUACAUGAUUGUCAAGUGUCGGGGCCAGCAGGACAUCCAGGACCAGCUGAGCCUGGCCGAGGCCCUACAGAGAGAGAAGGCCUUCUUUGAGGACCACCCAUACUUCAGGGAUCUUCUGGAGGAAGGAAAGGCCACGGUCCCCUGCCUGGCAGAGAGACUCACCACGGAGCUCAUCAUGCACAUCAGCAAAUCUCUGCCUUUUUUAGAAAAUCAAAUUAAGGAAAGUCACCAGAAAAUAACAGAGGAGUUACAAAAAUAUGGCGUGGAUAUACCUGAAGAUGAGAAUGAAAAAAUGUUCUUCCUGAUAGAGAAAAUUAAUGCAUUUAACCAGGACAUCACUGCAUUAGUCCAAGGGGAGGAAAAUGUCGGGGAGGAUGACACUCGGCUGUUCACCAAACUCCGAAAUGAGUUCCGCAAAUGGAGCAUUUUAAUAGAAAAGAAUUUCCAAGAAAGUCAUGAAAUUAUAAGUAGAAAGAUGUACAGAUUUGAAAAUCAGUACCGUGGCAGAGAGCUGCCAGGAUUUGUGAAUUACAAGACAUUUGAGAGCAUCGUGAAACAGCAAAUCAAAACCCUGGAGGAGCCAGCCAUUGACAUGCUGCAUGUGGUGACGGAUAUGGUCCGAACAGCUUUCACAAAUGUUUCAAUAAAAAGUUUUGAAGAAUUUUUCAACCUCCACAGAACUACCAAGUCCAAAAUCGAAGACCUCAGAAUAGAAAAAGAAAAAGAAGCAGAGAAGUCAAUUCGGCUUCACUUCCAGAUGGAGCAGAUUGUCUACUGCCAGGACCAGGACUACAGGGGCGCACUGCAGAAGGUCCGCGGGGAGGACGCGGAGGAAGAAAAGAAGAGUAAGAAAUUCGGUAGUGUGAACUUUCAGAUAUUUUCAGAAAACUCUCAAGACUCUUCCAUGGCAGAGAUCUUCCAGCACCUGAUGGCCUACCACCAGGAGGCCAGCAAGCGCCUGUCCAGCCACCUCCCUCUGAUCAUCCAGUUCUUCGUGCUGCAGACGUACGGCCAGGAGCUGCAGAAGGGGCUGCUGCAGCUCCUGCAGGACAAGGAUUCCUACAGCUGGCUCCUGAAGGAACGCAGCGACACCAGUGACAAGAGGCGCUUCCUAAAGGAGAGGCUGGCGCGGCUGGCACAGGCCCGGCACCGACUGGCCAAGUUCCCCGGCUAGUCGGGCCCUCCUGUGCCUGGCAAAUACCCCCUGUCCUGGGAGCUGUGCCCUUAUCAUUUAUCAGUGAACACAUGGGGUCUGCGCACUCUGUGGUCAGACUUGAUGGUCAUGGUCCCUGCCCAUCCUUAGCUGGUAAGGACUGAGUAAGAAGCCAUGGCAGCAGUUUGAUUCCCCGCCCUGACUCCAGGGCCCUGCCUACAGGAGCCACUCUCCCAACAGGGAAAAAGGAUUUUCCACCCUCAGAAUCAUUCCUCCCCUCUGAACUCUACUCUCUGAUUUAUUAGAAGCCGAUGCCACUAAAGCACCAUAGAAACAUAACCUCCUGGCUUUGGUAAUGUCCUUUCAGCCCCACACGUGCGACUGCUUCCAGGGCCCUGUCUCACCUAUUUGUAAUAAACUUGUUCCUAGCAGAUGUUUCGGUGGCACGUU